UGCAUGGGAUUGUAGUCAAUUCUAUCCCAUUCCGUUCGUUUCAUUCURCUUUUCAUCAAACCUCAACGCGCCGCAACAUACCACACCAUAUCACCCAUGACAACAAUAGGCAGAAGUUUGCGCAGGUGUCUACGGCGUACACGGACAUCCUCAUUCCACCAAACUGCCGUCGCCAUUGGUCCAUCGCCAACAACAAGAAUUGCUUCGUCGACAUUGCAUUCCACUUUUCCUUCUGGGAUUAAAGCGAUAAGAGAGUUCGGGAGUCUUACUGGCAAUGCCGCUGCUGAUGGGACGCGGAUGUUUUUCGAAUGGCUGGAAAAGAGCUACGGCGCGAGAUUCGAAGGCAACCCCCUUCCUAUGGACGAGCCUUGCGACGGUUCAAACACCAACAACAAUAUUGUGGUGACGAGAGAUUCCCUCGAACUCGACGAUCUCGAGCGUCUCUUUCGCCACGAAAUUUUGGCACUCCGGGUCCGCGGCUUUUAUCCGGCCGAGGCCGCCUCGGACCUAGGAAGGGAACUUGCUUUCGAGGGAAAGACCAAGAGCGCACAGAACUGGAAGGUCUCCACCAGUCGUGGGCUUGAGUCUUCCGACGUGGCCACGGUAGGACGUCAUCCGCCCUACAACAUUGCAGUUUCCAACAAUUCCCUUGAUCAAUACUUUCGAGAAGUGCGUAACGAGCUCCGGGACCGCAGGGGGCUCUUGCUUCGAUCGAACGCCGGAGCUGCGGCCACGGCAAGUGCCGAGGGAAACGGAGCAAGUGUAUAUGCAAACCCCUCCGACAAAGAACACCAACACACACAAAACCGGUCGUCGUCGCAGCCACGAUUGUGGCCACUCGAUUUGUUGCGCCUCGAGCUCGACGAGCUGUGGCCCAGAGGUGCCGGACUGGCACGUGCCAGCGACACGUCGUCGGCGGGUGAUGAGUCCAGUAGUAGCCGCGAUGCCAAUCGAUGCAUGGGCGGUGGAUUGCCACGAUUGAUGGUCGGACCGACCCGAUGGAAAAGGGGCCUGGUACACGUCGAUGAAUUGGCCCCCUUGGACGACCAAAAAGGUUGCUUCAGUGCCAAUGUCUACCUGCAACUGCCCUACGGCAGCAACAGCAGAAACGGCGGCAACGGAAGGACAACAACAACAAUAAACACAAACCAAGAUGACAAAAAAGAUUCUGACUCAUUCAAGAAGGAGGAACAGSCCGUGAUGGAAAUAUGGCCGCUGGGAAUCCGUUCGAAAUGGGAUUGGUACCGAGUAUGUCAAUURCUGUAUUGAAAAUGAUUUGCUGUGUAUGCUGUUUUGUGUUUGUUUCUUUCAUGCAUUCUACAUAUUGUAAAGCAUAUACUUUUACCAUAUGCGGGUCGGAUCAUUGUUUGUCAUCUAUCGUGAUGCAUGUCCGGAUGAGAACUCACCCACUGCUUUUMAUUCUUGCCUUCGGUGCCAUCGAUGUCUUCCUGUUCGUUCUGUUUUGCCACAUGUUUUGCCAGAAUGCACCAACCCUAUCGCACCUGACCUCGCAGGAUCCAGAGGGGCAGGUGGUCCUGCGCAAGGUUCUGGGAACCRAGCACAAGCAACAAAUUUCUGUUUCUCCCGGAGAUCUGGUGUUGCUCUGUGUUCAGCGACCCCAUUGCGCCAUUGGCUUUGGGCACGAAGGUGCCGGAUCCGAAACCUCUGCUGCCACCGGGAAAUUGCAAACGAGGGUCUCACUGCAGUGUUUUUUGCAGUACAAUGGCCGCGACAAGCGCUUAACGAUCGAUAGCUGAGAAGGAAUUACUUUUCUCUUCAAUUUAUUCGAUUUGGUUUGAUUCGGUCGUCGUAUAUGAGCGAUGGCUUCUUGGAGUUUGACCUUUUCUACAGUACACAAAAUACUACUUUAUAGGUUUAAAAAACUGCAGGAUCGAAUUGAACACGACAGAACGUUAAGACAUGCAAUCGUUUUAUCUACCUCUUCUGGAAGAUCUAAACGAAAGUGUUCUUCCUGUCUUCAAUCUUCCUCCUUUAACAGGAACUGCAAGGARGAAGCAUUGGAUCCUCGCUCAGAAGAAGCUCCAUAAACAUUGAUCCGUUCAYAAUGGUCAAAUUUGAAAGAGACGCUUAGCGAAGGCUGUAAGUACCAAGAUUUGCAAGAAAAAUGUAGUAGACCUGUUCUUUUGAGAUUUGUGUAGGAACUAGAGUUCAGAAAAGAAUUACGCAGACAAUUCCACUGAGUGCAGUAUGGCGAGUAUACCCCUACUAUAUUCAAUGAGUGGUACUUGAGGCUGUAAUUUUCUCAAACAAGUCUCCUCGGUUGGUCUAGUCACUGAGCGGAAAACAUAUCGCAU
Messenger RNA from Pseudo-nitzschia multistriata, 2315 nucleotides. NCBI's taxonomy places the organism in Eukaryota, Bacillariophyta, Bacillariophyceae, Bacillariales, Bacillariaceae. The record is from the annotation of a GenBank genome assembly.